Astyanax mexicanus (Mexican tetra) is the source of this 3861-nucleotide messenger RNA. RefSeq names its product myoneurin (gene mynn). NCBI's taxonomy places the organism in Eukaryota, Metazoa, Chordata, Actinopteri, Characiformes, Acestrorhamphidae. Gene Ontology annotation, molecular function: DNA-binding transcription factor activity, RNA polymerase II-specific; RNA polymerase II cis-regulatory region sequence-specific DNA binding; protein binding. Bases 173 to 3217 code for a protein of 1014 amino acids. Gene Ontology annotation, cellular component: nucleus. The transcript is spliced from 8 exons. Gene Ontology annotation, biological process: regulation of transcription by RNA polymerase II. The record is from RefSeq and is a predicted model, not a curated record.
UUAUUAUUAAUAUCAGCGCUGCUGCUGCUGCUGGGAGACCGAGCUGAUUAUCACAGCUGAAUAUAUGUUACUAUUGCGUUAUUUGUGUAAUAAAAUAUUUAACGUGAUGGUGAAAUCUUAAUAUAGCUACAUGUAUUUCGACGUGUUUUGAAGAUCUUUCGGAGCCCACACGAUGAGCCAUAUCCCCCACAGCCAGUUCCUCCUGGAGCGGCUGAGAAAGCAGCGGGAGCGGGGUUUCCUCUGUGACUGCACCGUCACUAUAGGAGAGGCUAAGUAUGAAGCCCACUAUAAUGUACUGGCUGCUUUCAGCGACUUCUUCUCCACUCAGUCUAUUGAUGUUGGAAAAGGAGAGACCACCAUAACCCUGGACCCAGAACUGGUGACCUGUGCAGUGUUUGAGAAGCUGCUGGAUUAUAUGUACACGGGGAGCUUGACUCUGGAAGGUGGGGAUGAGCUUCCAAGUAUUGAAAAAGCAGCAUCUUACCUCGGGAUUCAAGAGGUGGUGGUUCUUUGUACUCAGCCUCAGAUUGAGGUCCCAAGCAGCCCUGGUGCUGAGAGGGUGGCGAGCGACGUGUAUCCUCACUCUCCGCUGAGCCCCGAUGACUACGAACCACUGGAACCCAUUGAGGAGGUGGAGAAGAGAGAGCAGUUAGAAAACCAACAAGGAAAUAAGGACAGCAGCAUUCAAGAGGCAACUGAUUCAGCUGAGGGGUCGCAGUCAUCCAGUGAACAAACCACAAACAGACAGAGCAUUCAGAAAAGGAAUCGAAAGCCCAAGACUCAUUUUUAUGAGAGGGAUGAAAAAACUCAAAGCCCAAUUUCACCGAGAGGAAGAGGUCGAGGAAGAGGCGGGCAGAGAGGUCGCCCUCGGAUAAGGCCGCUGUCUUGUGACAGGACUGAUUUUGUAGCAACAGUAAAAAGUCCAGCCACAGAGAAGAGUACAGUAACUAGAGGAACGGGAAGGCCCAGAGGCCGUCCACGGAAAAGGCCGUUUCCAUCAGAAAUGGCAGACUCUAUGAGCACUGAGGAAAGCACAACAGUAGCAAAUGAAAACAAUGCAGAGGGCACUACAGAUGAACCACUUGAGUCUACCAAUCCAGAUGGUGAUACUGAGGAAGUAAAAGCAAAUGAAGGAGAGACUGGUGAGACAGAUGUAGACAGGACAACGUUAGAAGCAGAGAAUGCUGAGGAACCUGUGGUCCUGAAACGAGGGAGAGGACGACCACGGACAAGGCCACUUCCUCCAGGAACAGUAAGCCCAGUCAAAAAUGAGGAGGCCUCUACAUUUACACCAAACAAAGAAAAGGAAAAGGAAGGGCCUGUACGUAAGCGAGGAAGGCCACGGGUUAAGCCUCUGCCGUCAGAAACAUCUGUGAACCCUGAAGGAGGUGUGGAGGAGGAGAUUUCCAAAGAGGUUGAGGGAGAUGAUGAGAGAGGCCAGGCAAAGACCUCCUCUUCCGAAGCGCCAGAUAAUGAAAAUUCAAAAGAUGAUGAUUAUGAUGAUGAUGGUCCUAAUGAGACUUCUUCUGAUGUCAGUCCAACUUCAAAGAUAAGGACAAGCAAUAGAAAGAGGAGUCUAAGCAGAAAGUUGAGGGAGAACCAAGCCAACAGUGAAGUAAUCGAAGAGGAAGGUGAGGAUGUAGCCAGAGAGGAAUGGGAUGGAGAACAGGAAGAUAAUACUGGACAAAAUAAGCACCGGCCUAUUUGUAACAUCUGUGGGAACCUGUUCUCAGAAAUGAGCAGCCUGCGCAGACACAUGCGUAUACACAAAGGUAUCAAGCCAUAUCAAUGCCAGCUCUGUGGACGCUGCUUCAGGCAAGGAAACCAACUCAAGACACAUACACGUAUUCACACAGGAGAGAAGCCAUUCCACUGCACCAGUUGUUCUGCAUGCUUUGCCCAGAAAUGCCAGUUAGUCUAUCACUGUCGUAUGCAUCAUGGAGAAGAAAAGCCACACAAGUGUGACGUCUGCCCUGCGUCUUUUGCAACAUCCAGUAAUCUUAAGAUCCAUAUGAGGACGCACAGUGGGGAAAAGCCAUAUGAAUGUAAUGACUGUGGCAAGCGUUUCACCCAGGCGAGCACUUUGAUGUACCACAAGCGGCGACACACAGGGGAGAAGCCGUACGUCUGUGACACAUGUGGCAUGUCCUUCGCUGUUUCCAGCUCCCUAAUCGCACACUCCAGGAAACACACAGGAGUGACACCUUAUAUCUGUUUGGAUUGUGGGAAACCCUGCUUAACAUCUGGGGAACUUAGAAAGCAUAUGGACAUCCAUAACGGAUCAAGAAGAGUGACCUGCAAUAUUUGUGGAAAUACUCUUUCUGAUAUUUAUAGCCUGAAGAAGCACAGAGCUUUAAAACACAAUGCCCCUCCAGAGCAAGACACUGAACCAUUGAAAAAUGAACCAAUACAGUGUCCGAUUAACAUUCCAAUUGACCAUCAAGGUCUCAUAGCACGAGUGCGCUCCGUUUUAGCUGAAUCCCCAGAAGCAAGUUUUCCAGCAGAUUCAGCUCUAGCCACAAUGCCUGCGGAGACAUCAAUGAUCAUCCAACAUGCAGAUGCUACAGGAGCACCAAUGAUCUUCCAACAUCCAGAUGGCUCAGAGACACCAGUGAUCAUCCAACAUGCAGAAGGUGGCGAGGCACAAAUGAUCUCAGGAUCACCAAUGUUCAUUCAACAUGGAGAAUCUUCAGAAGCCUCAGUCAUUAUUCGACAUGCAGAAUCUGCAGAGACACCAAUGAUAAUUCAACAUGCAGAAUCAUCUGAAACCCCAAUGAUAAUUCAACGUUCAGAGGCCACAGGACAACCAAUGAUCAUUCAGCAUUCAGAGGGCACAGGACAGCCGAUGAUAAUCCAGCAUGCAGAAGGCUCAGGACAACCAAUGAUCAUCCAGCAUGCUGAGGGCUCAGGACAACCAAUGAUCAUCCAGCAUGCUGAGGGCUCAGGACAACCAAUGAUCAUCCAGCAUGCAGAGGGCACAGGACAACCAAUGAUAAUCCAGCAUGCAGAGGGCUCAGGACAACCAAUGAUCAUCCAGCAUGCAGAGGGCACUGGUCAGCCGAUGAUCAUCCAACAUGAUGAAAAUUCAGAAACACCAAUGCUUAUCCAGCAUGGAACAGGCUCAGAGCAAGUAAGCUAUGUUGUAGAGCAGUAUGAAAUUCCUGGAUCCUCCGACAUGGAGCAUGCUCAGAUUGUUAUUGUUCAGACUAUUGAUUAAAACAGCAGGCCAUAUUUCUAAAUCAACUUUCUCCACUGGAAAAAAAGGGAAAAAAAUCAUUUUUUAUCACUUAUGUUCCCUGUUGGUGUGAGCAGUAGUUUUAGGGCCACCUAUGUAUUUUCUUCAGUGCUCAGAUGUUUUUCACAGUUUGCAGUGUAAAGAUCUCAUUUUUAUGUUUUGUUGUGUUUGUUUUUUUAAUUGAAACUUUUCAGUACUAAAAGAGAUACUAGAUAUUCUAGUAUAUUCUAGCUAUUUCUCAUCAUGUGUAAAAAGCUGUAACAUGCAGUGUUGUUUUAUAUUUGUAUGAUUUAUACAGUUGCUUGGAAAUUGUAAAGGCUUCUACUGACUGCAAAAAGGAGAUGUGUUGUUUUAAUAAUGUCCUGCAACUUGUUAUUGACAUAUUGCUACUUAAAAGUUAUAGACUUAAUUCAUAUUUGCUUUGUUUUGAGAACAAAAACCUGAUGUAUUAUCAGACACUUGUUGUGACCUUUUUUCCCCUCUCUAGUCUGUUUUUUUUUUUUUUUGGAAAUAUUUUGUUUAGUUGUUUUUAGGGUGCUGAAAUGUAAAGGAUGGACAGCAUAACAUGUUACAUGUGACCUGCCUCUUAAAUGUAAAUUCAUAUUAAAUUGAAUUUGAUAUGCUAA